This is a messenger RNA of Prorocentrum cordatum, 438 nucleotides long. NCBI's taxonomy places the organism in Eukaryota, Dinophyceae, Prorocentrales, Prorocentraceae. The record is from the annotation of a GenBank genome assembly.
AUGUUUGUCUCCUGCGACGUUGCAGGCGUCUCCGGUCUUGUCGCACACGAGGUGCCCGACGGCCUGGACCUCCUCGAUCACGGGAGCGGCAGUAGGCCCGCCGCAGCCGGCUUCGACAGGCGCCGCUGCCCCUCGUGUGCAGCUCCGCGCGCUGCGGCCGCGGCGCAGACGUGCGCCCGCCUGGCGCUCAGCACACCGCGCAGGCCAGCCAGCGCGGCACCGCAGGCCGCCUGGCCUCUGGAGGCAGCGCGGCAAGCGCAGCUCCAGGCUCAGCGCUCGCCGCGGCUCGGGCUGGCGGUGUGUCCAUCGGGGCGCCUCGGGCAGAGGCGCGGCGGUGAUCUUUGCGGUGUUCGGCAAACUCGGCAAUGCCGCGCACAGCGUGAGGCAUGCAUCGGAAGGUACUCAAGUACGCCGCGGCAACUCGGCGAUAUAAUUUGA